CCCCUCAAGCCAUACAACACUGAGAGGAAGACAAUAGCGAAGAAGGUGGAUGACAACAUCUACACCUUCGAGCAGGAGCACGGCUUUGCCAACGUUUCUGUCAACAUCAGGAUGACUGUAGUCAGGCUCAACGACGGAGGGCUCUGGGUGCAUGCCCCCGUAGCCCCGACUGAGGAAUGUGUAGCCAUGGUGAAGAAGCUGGGAGAGGUGAAGUACGUCAUCCUCCCCACCACGGGCCUCGAGCACAAGAUCUUCAUGAAGCCCUUCAUGAGCUACUUCCCCAACGCCAAGGCCUACGUCGCCCCCGGGCAGUGGAGCUGGCCCAUCGACCUUCCCCUCGGGUUCAAGGGUGUGCUGCAAGACAUGGACCCCAACGUUCCCUGGUCGAAGGAGAUCGAGCAGAAGGUGGUGUAUGCUGAGGUUGGCAUCGGGAAGACCAGCGAGGUCGCCUUCUUCCACAAGAAGUCGUCGACGCUCUUCGUCACUGACGCGGUCAUCUUCAUCCCCCCCGAGGCCCCCGAGGUCUUGAAGGCCUACCGGGAGGAGGAGAACAAGUGGAAGAAGUCAGCUCUCAUGUCCUGCUUCCUCGGUCCCCCCUACGUCCCCUCCUUCGACGUGAUAGCAGGGAAGCUCUUCGUCAGCCCGGUGGUGAGAACUUUCAUCUAUGAGCGGACGCCGGACGAGACCAGGGACUGGAUCCAGCGCAUCUGCCAGUGGAGGUUCAGGAAGAUCAUCCCGGCACAUCUCGACGCUCCUGUCGCUGCUGGACCGGCAGACCUCAAGGAGGCGUUCAAGUUCCUCGACGUACCCACGUCGAAUCCCCUCCCCGACGGCGACAUGGGC
Molecule: messenger RNA, 843 nt
Organism: Guillardia theta CCMP2712
Lineage: Eukaryota; Cryptophyceae; Pyrenomonadales; Geminigeraceae
Exons: 2
Source: RefSeq, a predicted model, not a curated record